This is a messenger RNA of Siniperca chuatsi (mandarin fish), 3506 nucleotides long. RefSeq names its product centrosomal protein 112 (gene cep112). Bases 294 to 3134 code for a protein of 946 amino acids. The record is from RefSeq and is a predicted model, not a curated record. The transcript has 27 exons. NCBI's taxonomy places the organism in Eukaryota, Metazoa, Chordata, Actinopteri, Centrarchiformes, Sinipercidae.
UUUUACAUUUUCGUCAACACUGUGCCCUUUCCAGCUCGUCGUUGGUCUGUUCCCAAAAGUCUGUAAGAAAUAACACCGCGAGCGGCGGUUUACUGGUCUGCUUUAGCUCGUUUGCUAAUGCCUUAAUUGCGCUGUCGUCUCUGUCUUUCAAGCACCUAGUUUAGCUAGUGCUCGUUAUAGUUAUUAGGUAGCUAGUUGUCAUGUUAUGCGUACAUUACGUGACACGAUGUUACCCUGCCUGUUUCAUAUAAGUAGACCUCCCUCCGGUUUUGAAAGCGAGUGAACAGGACACCAUGAGCAAACACGAGGACUCAUGGGAUAGGAUGGACACUGAGUUUGACCGUUUUCUACUGGACAUGAAGCCGUAUGUCCUGAAACACCCCAACAAGACAGAGCGCCAGCGAUGUGCCAUAUGGAUAAAGAAGCUGUGUGACCCAGCCACAUGUGGUUCAGGUCUGAUAGGCCGUAAAAACCGCAACAUGUAUGCCCGUUUGCUCCUUCACAUGCUCAAAAGAGGGGUCCUGGAGUUGCCUUUCACCAGCAAACCAGAGCCGGGCAACCUCAAGACACUCCCUGCCUACAUGUCCAUCUACUUUGAUGAGCCACUGACUGGUCGGUCAGUGGAGCACAGCAAUGCAGGUCUGCCUGACUGGGUGAUGGGAGAGCUGGGUGGCUAUACUGAUGAUAGUUUGGCUUUCGGUCUGCUUAAGGAGAGAACCAGUUCCUCGCCCAUUGCAGCACAUCGCAGGAGAAGGCUAUACGAGGAAAAGAUCCCAUCACGACCCAUGUCCUCCAGUCCACUCAAGCAGUCACCCAGACAUGAUGCCAGGAUGGUGGAUGGGGGGUUGAAGGCAAAUAUGUCUCCCGAUGACAGUGACCUGGAGGCCCGUCUCAACAGCUGGAACCUGGGGAUUGAAAACCCCAGGUAUUUGCGAGAGAAGCCCAUUCCCUUGUCUCCGAUUUUCAAGUCAGGCUUCGGGAGGAACAGCACCUUGGCUGAUGAUCAGGGCCCACAGCUUGUACAAAGCAAGGAGACUGAGAUGAAGAUCAAGGUUCUGGAGGCCAAGCACCAGGAAGAGAAACUGAAGAUGCAGCAGAGACAUGAUGCAGAUAUUGAGAAAAUUCUGGACCGAAAGAAUGGUGAGAUUGAAGAGAUGAAGAGUGCGUACCGGGCCAAGCAGAAGGAAUCGGAGGAGAUGAUCCGUAAACUGGAGAAGAAAGUUCAAAGUGUGCUGCGGGAAUCCCAGGUCAUCUGCGAGAGCAAAGAGAAGCAAAUUGCUGAGCUGAAGAAGAUGUCGGAUCAGAGCGCCGACUCCCUGAAAAACGAGUGGGAGAAGAAGCUGCAUGCUGCUGUGACAGAGAUGGAGCAGGAGAAGUUUGAAUUGCAGAAGAAACACACUGAGAACAUCCAGGAGCUGCUGGAGGACACCAACCUCAGGCUGGCUAAGAUGGAGGCUGAGUAUAAUGCUCGGUCACAGGCAACUGAGCAAACAGUGCGUGAGCUGGAGCUGCGGGUGAAACAGCAGUCAAUGGACGUGGAGAAGGGCAACGUGCUGCGUCAGAAGGUGACACAGGAGAAGGCCCAGUUGGAGAUCCACAUUGCAUCGAUCAGCGCCGAACUACAGGAGGCCAACAGACGAAGUAUGAUUCUGCAGAGGGAGAAGGAGCAGCAGAGUGAGCAGCACGAGCAGACUGUGCAGAAGCUGCAAGGCAAACAUGAGACUGACCUGAGCCACUUACAUCAGGAGCAUGCUCUGUCUGCUGCUAAGGCCUCUGAAGUGAUGGAGGACUUAGAGAAAACUGUAGCUCAACUCAAACAGCAGCUCCUGGACAGUGAACAUCGAAGACACCAACAAGUCAUGGAUCAAGGGAUAAAGUUUCAGCAGGAAAAAGAUGAACUGCAGAUCAACUGUGAGAAAAAGGUUUUAGCAAUCCACAGUGAGGCAGAGAAAGAGAGAACAGAGGCCAAGAGGAAGAUAGCCAAACUAGAAGAUGCACUCAGGGAGAUGGAGAGCCAGCUUGACAGAGCCAGGGAGAGCCAAAGGCAGCAGAUCCAGCAGGCAGAUAUGGCACUGGAGCAGUUCAAGAAACAGGUGGAGCUCAGCUCUGAGAAGACCUAUGCUGACAUGAAACUCCAGAUGGAGAAGGUAGAGGAGGACCUGAUCCACUCCAAGACCCUCAGGGAGAACCAGGCCAAAGAGUUCUCCCAGCAACUUGAUGCACUCAGACAGAAAUAUGAGCAACAGAUGGCUGAGCAGCGCAUGCAACACGAGCAGGAGAGGACGCGGCUACAGCAGCAGCACAGCGCCGAAAAGGACAGCCUGGUCCAGGAGCGCCAGCGGGAGGUGAGCAGCCUGGAGAGGCAGGCCAGGGCCGCCCUGCAACAGCACCAACAGCACACCCAGGAGUGGAGGAAGCGCGAUGCCCAGACAAUUUCAGAUUUGGAAGCUGAGUUGUCGAGUUUGCAUGAAGAACUUCAGGGUGCCCACUCACAGCAUAAGCAACAGUUGGCUGAGAUGGCAUUACUCCGGGAGGAGGAAAAACAAAGGGCAUUCCUGGACAAAGAGGCGUCCUUAGACCAACUCCGCUCAGACAUGGAGCGCAUCCGCAGCAACCUUGAGAGAAGCCACCAGCAGGAGAAGGAAGCUGCUCAAGAGAAGACCAACAGCAGGUUGAAGCAGAUUGAGAAGGAGUACAGUCAGAAGCUUGCAAAGUCUGCCCAGUUAAUUGCGGAGCUACAGACUUUUGUAUGUGACUCAAAGGAGGAGGCUGUUCAUCUGCAGCAGGCAAUGGAGAAGCAGCUGGAGGAGACCAAUGCUCGAUGGGAUGAGGAGAGGAGGACAUUAACUCACCACGCUGAUCAUGCCAACAAGGUUCUGCAGGAAAAGGUGGAAAGUCUACAGAGGCAGCUGCACUGCUCAGAGAAGAAGCUGCUUAGCAGAGAGCUGGAGACUGAUGAGAAGGUGACUGUGGUGCGUCAGGAGUACGAGGAGAAGAUCAAGGGUUUGAUGCCAGCAGUGCUCAGACAGGAACUGGAGGACACCAUCACCUCUCUAAAAGCUCAGGUUAACUUCCUUCAGAAGAGAGCCUCUUUGCUACAGGAAGACCUGGAUGCCUGUCGCAGCAGGAGGUAACCAUGGGAGAACCACAGCCUGAGCCUACGACGGGAUAUGAAGGAUAAGACGUCCAAUCAGAUGUGAGCGUUAUUGUCGUGUUUUACACACCUGUCAUGCCACUGGACCAGUCAUCUUUUAGUUUGAUGUGCUGUUGUCUCUCAUGGUUUUAUUAACACAUGAAUUAUUUAUUCAUUGUCAGAUUUUAACUUUAGUCUUAACUUGUUGGAAAAAAUACAUAUAUUUAUGUUCACAACUGGUUACAUUUUUCAGUUUUAUAUUUUUUGAUAUCAUUAACUUGAUAUUAUUGUUACUGAUAUUUGAUAGACAUUUGAUAUCAAUUGUCAUAUCCUUACCAAAAUCCAUCAUUUUUAAUAAAAUACUUUUCAUCAC